Rana temporaria (common frog) is the source of this 1292-nucleotide messenger RNA. RefSeq names its product oocyte zinc finger protein XlCOF7.1-like. Lineage: Eukaryota; Metazoa; Chordata; Amphibia; Anura; Ranidae. The coding region runs from base 192 to 1190 and encodes 332 amino acids. The record is from RefSeq and is a predicted model, not a curated record. Gene Ontology annotation, molecular function: DNA-binding transcription repressor activity, RNA polymerase II-specific. Gene Ontology annotation, biological process: negative regulation of transcription by RNA polymerase II. The transcript has 5 exons.
GUCUAUGGGCAGGGCUCACACAAGAUGGCGGCGCCCACUGAAGACACCGGAGCCCGGAGGUGGAUCGUGCUCUAGCAGAGGAGCCUGUGUUGCAGCCUGAGCCAGCCUGUUUGUGCAGGGGAGAUCUCGCUUUCUUUCCAGACUGGGACUCUGAAGGUGGAACCCACUUGUGUCCUCACCCAGCGUCAUCCAUGAGGGACCGGACAUGGGGGCGACGACGGGAGAAAAUUCUGAAUCUCACCCUGGAAAUCCUCUACCUGCUGACCGGAGAGGAUUACAUUGUGGUGAAGAAGACUGAUGACGACGACUCCAGAGGUGAACCCCUGCAGUCUCCGGCCCCCCCUGAUCCGCCGCCUUUCUCUCUGUCCCACAAUAAAAAUGACGAGAAGAUUUUACAAAUCACCAACCAGAUCAUCGAGCUGCUGUCUGGAGAGGUGGGAGAUGACGACGGGACACCGCAACAUAGGGAGGAGGAGCCGCAAUUAGAUCUCAUCAGUGCAGUUUUGUCUGUGAGCUGUGACGAAAACGCCCCAAAUCCAUCGCCCGCGUCUCCUUCUUCUGACCGUACCGCAUCCUCCGCCAAAUGUGAACGCUCUUCUGCAGACAGACCACCCAGUCCAGACCCCUCCCUUGUAAGAUCCGCGGCUGUCCGGGAUGAACAGGGGCCUCCUGAAAGACAACUAACAGUGGCAGAGUCUGUGACGGAACGACUGAGGGAUCGGUACUCACAUAUUCCUCCCGCCAAACGUCGGAAAGGCAAUCCUGUCCCACUCAGGAAAGAGGCGAAAGGCGCUCUCCCGGCAACCAUCUGGGAGACGGAACUUACCAAAGAUCUGGAUCUCAUCGCCAACCUGGAAGACGCGGCUCAGACUGCCUACCAGUGUUCCCAAUGCCAAGAGUGUUUAGACAACCCAGAGGAUUUUAUUACGCACCAGGCGCUGCACAAGUCCGAGUCCUUGUUCCCGCCCUUUUACCAUUCCACGUCUUUUGUGAGCAUGGACUUUGGCGGCCAGCAGAAACCGUUUGUUUGCUUAGAUUGUGGGAAAUGUUUUACGUAUAGGUCCGCCUUCACCCGGCAUCAGCGAAUUCAUACAGGAGAGAGACCCUUCGUCUGUUCUGAGUGUGGGAAAAGCUUUUCCCAAAACACGCACUUGGUGAAACACCGCAAGAACCACGCCAAUCUUGCUUGAGUUAAGGCUGCGAUCGAGGAGACCCUCUUAGACACCUUUCACACUGGGGCGGUUUGCAGGCGCUAUUGCGCUAAAAAUAGAGCCCGCAAACCGACCCGAAAC